Messenger RNA from Prunus dulcis (almond), 2013 nucleotides. RefSeq lists its product as uncharacterized. The transcript is spliced from 3 exons. The coding region runs from base 1 to 2013 and encodes 670 amino acids. The record is from RefSeq and is a predicted model, not a curated record. Lineage: Eukaryota; Viridiplantae; Streptophyta; Magnoliopsida; Rosales; Rosaceae.
AUGUCCUCCGGAGAUGGUAGCAAGGCUCCCAGUUCUCAAGUCCCUUUGUAUUUAUGGGGAGGCUCCAUAGUGCAUAGCAAGAAGUUUGUGGCCAACUUGCAUCGCGUCACGACUGAUGCUCAAUUCCAAAAGUGGCGAGCUGCUUAUGCCUCUGCCAUUCCAGAUGACGUGCGAGUUAAGCUAUUGAAGUCUCGGAAGGACAACGAGCCUUUGGUGGAUGCGAAUGAUCUUGAUGCUAGGAUCAUCACCUUCCGUCCCUUUUACUUCUCCUUGGGCUUCAAAUUCCCGCUGUCAAAGCUUUUCAAGGAGGUGUUCUGCGCCAUGGGGUGUGCCCCGAGCCAAUGUACUCCAAACGUUUACCGGGCGAUCAUGUGCUUCGAGAAUCUGAGUCGUUUCUUCAUGUUGGAGCUAACGGUGCGAGAGUUCUUUCAUUUUUUCGAAGUGAGGCACUUUGAGCGGUAUGCCCAAGUUCGUGUUUACAAGGCCAAGUUGUUCAACAGUUUUAGUCAAGGAGAUCACGCUUGGCAUGACGAUGUGUUGGAGGUCAGCGGUCGGUGGGCAAGCGACGUUGGUGACGGCCCACUUGUUCCUAUCACCUAUUGCGAUGUGAGUGACAUCAGCAAGCAAUUGGAGUUUGGGCCGGACAUGGCUAAGGUCCGUCGUGCUUUGAACAUCCCUCCAAAGUUUCGCGAGUGGCGCUGGCUGUUGAGUGGGUACCGGGAAGAAGAUGGUGGUUUGCCCCCUGUCGAGGAUGUCGAAAGGUGGAAGCAGAACGGUCCUGACCCUGAUGAUCUGCUCGCCGGACAAGAAGAAUGUUCUGCUGAAUCUCUCUCAAAGAGAAAAGCUCCCGCCAAAUCUCCGAGAGGUGAAGCUACUUCUUCGCACGCAAAGGAUAGGUCUCCCUCGAGGAAGAAACCAAGGCCUUCUUCUGCUGAGAAGACACAAGUGGGGUCUACUCCCUCAUCAUCUGCCAGGGUCAAGCAUCUCGUGGGUGCAGAUAGCACGAAGGUUGGUGGUAUGCGCGCGGCCCGUGCCCGACCGAGUUCUGCCGAGCGUCAAAGAGAUGUAGACAUUCCUCCUAGAAGUUCGAGUCGUUUGCAUCGGUCAAAAGAUGGAGAUCGAAACAGGAAGUCUGCUCAUGAUCCAGAAUCAUUGACUCCUUUGGAGAUGAAGCUGGCAGAGGCUAAGAAGAUGAGAGAGUCAUCUGCCCGGGCUAAGGGCUCUUCCUCCACGUCGGCAGUUGGUCCUAAGGUGAACAAGCCUAGCUCUGUAGGGGAUGCAUGCAUAUCUGAUCUGCUUAAGACGAACUUCUUGUCAAAUCCAUCGUCCUGUGCUGAGUUGGUUGAUCACAUCCGUCAAGCUGGCGAUCUUGGUACUUUCUCGUGCCUUUCCUUGGAAAAACAAAGGGAAGCGUCAUUCCAUUUGAUUCAAAAAGGACUGAUUUUUGCUGCUGAGACUAUUCGGAACUCAUCUGCUGUUGCCCCCUCUUCUGCCCAACUCAGCGAGUUGGAGAAGAAGAAUGCUGAAUUGGCCUGCCAGCUUUCCGUCGAGCAGGCCCGCUAUGAGAAGAAGUUGUCUGAUUUGAGGGCGAUGAUAUCUGGGCUGAAAAGCUCUCUUACCGAGAAGGAUUCCGAGCUCAACUCUUCUGCUGUUGAUUUGGCUAGUCGAAAAGAGGCCUUCUUUCGUCUUGAGCGUAAGAAUGCCGACAUCUCCCUUUGCUAUGACAAGCUCCUUGCUAGAUUUCAUGCCUAUCAUAAGUCUGCUAAAGAAUCCAAGUCUGAAGCCACCAUAGAUGCGUACAAGUUGGGCUACCUGCACUGCUCAGAUGAGAUUGAUUCUUUGUAUGCGAUUGACGAUGUAGACAUCGAGACGCUCCGUCCCAACUCACCCCCUAUAGAAGGGGGAGUUGAGGAGCAGGUAGCCGGAGAGGAUGAUGCAGAGGGCAUGGUACAGGCAGAUGGAGUUGCUGAUGACGUAGCUAGUCAGGCGGAUGCCGAGGAGGCUGCCGCGUAA